CGCCGGGCCAGCCGGUUCCUGCAGGCCAACCCCGAGCAGGCCGCCGUCCUCAGCCACGCCGCCCACGACUCGUACUCGGCCAUCGUCGACGACGAGUCCGCGCUCUUGGACGAGGACGCCACGUGGCUCCGCGACCAGCGGCGCCACCACAAGUCGCUCCACUGGCUCCGCCGCCCGUCGGUGGUGAUGAUGGGCACGGUGAUCUUCUUGAUUGCGUUUGCCACCGCGUCCGCCGAGGGCACGCGCCAGAUGAUCCAGUUGCGGCUCGCGUGCAACUCCGUCAAGGCCCGCACGCAGCAGGACGUGUGCGACGCGGGCCAGACGCAGGUGCUCGUACUGAGUCUCCAGCAGGCGUACUCGGUGGCGCGCGGCGUGGCCGUCAUGGUGGCGCUGGGCAAGGUGGGCCCGCUCUCGGACCGCCACGGGCGCAAGGUGUUCUUGGUGGCGGCGCUCCUGUGCGCCGCGGCGGGCCUUCUCGCCAAGUACACGCUCAUGGCGCUGUACGCCACGCUCCCGGCCCGCCUGUUGGUGGCCGUGGAGCUCGUGCUGAACUGCGCGGGCGGCAGCCUCGCCGUCUUGACCUUGGCCAACUGCUACGUGUCGGACAUCGCCGAGGCCCACCAGCGCACGUACUACAUGGGCAUCAACGUCGCGUGCUUCUUCGCGGGCAUGUCCACGGGCCCGGUGGCGGGCAACGCCGUGCUUGCCUUCUUCCGCCGCCACGCGCCCGCGGCCUCGCAGCCGGCGGCCACGUACGGGCCCGGCUUGGGCGGCGCGGACUUCGCGCCGUUGCGCCUCGAGCUCUGGCUCUUCUUCGGCAUCCUCGCGUUCGCCGUGUUCGUGUUGCCCGAGUCCCGCGGCGCCGCGGCCCGCCGCAUGUCGCGGUCGCUCUCGCUGGCGCUGCUGAAGGCGUUGUUGCGGGCGGCGGCGCCGCCGCGGCGCCGCGACGCGGUGUGCCGCUCGCUCAACUUCCUCCGCCCGGUGCGCCUUGUGUUCUACCCGAGGGACAGCGUGCACCGGCUGCGCCACCGCGCCAUUGCCCGCACGCGCGUCGCCGUGCUCCUGUUGGUGGUGGCCGAAUGCUUGAUCACCAGUUUCGGCGCGGCCAUGGGCGAGGUGUACAUCCUCUACGGCGUGUACAGGUUCCAGUGGGCGGCCAGCGACAUCGGGCGCUUGAUGGCCGUCACGUGCCUGGGCCGGGCCGUCAUGUUGGUCGUGGUGUCGCCCGUGCUCACGCGCAACGUGUGCCAGGGGCGCUUGGGGCUCCGGCCCAACAGGCGGCGCUUCGACAAAAUCGACUUUGCCGUGGUCGUGCUCGCGUUUGCCUGCGAGUGCGCCGGCCACCUCGGGCUCGGCGCGGCGCGGAGCGGCGCCGUGUUCCUCGGCUGCUUGGUGUUCAACUCCGUGUCGUGCGUGGCCGCGCCGGCGCUCAACUCCGCCAUCAUCAAGUUCUACCCGGAGGCCAAGAUCGGCGAGGUCUUUGGCGGCAUAGCGAUCGUGAAGAACGUGUUCUCGAUCGUGUGCCCCGUGGCCAUCCUCGCGCUCUACAAGACCGCGCUCUCGCGCUGGAACUACCCGCAGGUGAUCUUCUUGGUCUUGGCCGGUGUUUUCGCG
Molecule: messenger RNA, 1614 nt
Organism: Metschnikowia bicuspidata var. bicuspidata NRRL YB-4993
Lineage: Eukaryota; Fungi; Ascomycota; Pichiomycetes; Serinales; Metschnikowiaceae
Exons: 1
Biological process (GO): transmembrane transport
Cellular component (GO): membrane
Molecular function (GO): transmembrane transporter activity
Source: RefSeq, a predicted model, not a curated record